Manihot esculenta (cassava) is the source of this 3736-nucleotide messenger RNA. RefSeq names its product girdin. Bases 591 to 3515 code for a protein of 974 amino acids. The transcript is spliced from 7 exons. NCBI's taxonomy places the organism in Eukaryota, Viridiplantae, Streptophyta, Magnoliopsida, Malpighiales, Euphorbiaceae. The record is from RefSeq and is a predicted model, not a curated record.
GAAACCUCCCAUGGGCUACCUUUUUUCUCUAAAUUCUUUGCCCCCGACAGUAUUGAUAUUCCUUUCACCGCAUAGCGGGACAGGGCAGGCUCUCAUGCAACGGGCUUGGCAAAAGUUUUUAACCUAAAAGUUUUCUGGGUGAUGAGGACAUAGCACUGAAAGUGUAGGGUCAUCUUUGUCAUUUACAGCUCCGCACCUCAUGCCUUCCUGAAUUAAAAAGAAAGCUGAUAAUAGUACAGCUAGUAGGUUCUUUACAAUAAUAUCACAUGGUUUGUUUAAGCCAGUACAGAUAAGAUUUUCAUAUUUUUUAUUCUGAUGGAUCCGUUUACUGUCUGGAUUUGAACCAUCCCUGUCCUAAUUUCCAAACUAAUCAAGGCGUUUCUACUUUGCGAAGACAACGAGAAAACCGCUGCUACAGCUUUCGUUUGUUUUUGGGUUUUACAGUUGGGAAGAAACCAUACAUCGUUUUGUCCCUAAUUGACCAAAACAAAAUCAAAUUUGUCACAAAGCAGUCCAACGUUAAGAGUAUUCUAAGGAGAGUGAGACUUUUUAUGAAGAUUCUCUAGAGAAUCCGGAGUAAGCCCAAAAACAUGUUUAAGUCGUGGAGGAGCAACAACAAAAAGAUCAAAGCUGUUUUCAAGUUGCAGUUUCAGGCAACUCAGGUGCCACAUCUAAAGAAACCUGCAUUGACUAUAUCUUUGUUGCCAGAGGAUGUAGGAAAGCCAACAUUCAAAUUGGAGAAAGCUGCUGUGCAGGAUGGAACCUGUUCAUGGGAGAAACCUAUAUAUGUAACAGUGAAACUCAUCAGACAGGCAAAAACAGGAAAACUGAAUGAGAAAAUAUACCAUUUCAUUGUGUCUAGCGGAUCUUCAAAAUCAGGUUAUCUUGGAGAAGCUUCAAUUGAUUUUGCAGAUUUUGCGGAGGAAACCGAGCCAUUGACCGUCUCUCUGCCGCUUAAGUUCGCCAACUCUGGUGCAGUUUUACAUGUGACAGUUCAGAAGUUACAGGGAGGUACCGAUCAAAGAUACAUUGAAGAUAAUGGAGAUUCCGCACUUCCCCAAGUGGAAAGCUUGAAGAACACAUUGAGCAAUGGCUACACAGAUGAAACUUACAGAAAUUCCACUGAAGUUGAACUGAACUGCUUUGCAAUCAUGUCACAGGACAGGAACUUGGAUAUUUUCUCAUUCGAAAAUGCUGACCAAGAUGGCAGCUUCAAAGCAUCUAUUGGUUCUAAUGCCAGCAUCCAAUCAACUCCAAGACAAAAUUCCAUGCCUCAAAAGACAAUGGUUGAUACUUUCACAACAAAGAACCGUCUGCAUAGAAGAUCAAGCACAGAUUGGUCAGUGGAUUCAGCUUCAGAUGGAAGUUUAGCUGACUCAACAAACAGCCUUCCAAGAGAACUGCAAGGGGCUUCAGAUGAAACCAUUGAAAAACUUAAAAGUGAAAUUUCCAGUUUAACAAGGCAGGCAGAAUUAUCAGAAUUGGAAACGCAGUCUCUGCGGAAGCAAAUUACAAAGGAGAGCAGAAGAGCACAGGAUUUAUCAAGGCAAAUUGUCGACCUUAAAGAGGAGAGAGACACAAUCAAGACAGAAUAUGAAGAACUCAGGUCCCAACAGAAGUUUAUUGGUGGAGGAGAAUCCCUGAACAGAUUCCAAGCUCAGAAUAAGGAUGCCAUGGAUCAACUAGAAGAAAUCAAGCGAGAGCUUAGUCAUGAAAAGGAGAUGAAUAAUGAUCUCAAGUUGCAACUACAGAAAACACAAGAUUCCAAUUCAGAGUUGAUUCUUGCAGUGAGAGACCUUGAUGAUAUGUUGGAGCAGAAGAAUAUGGAAAUAUCUCAUCUUUCUGUGAAGCUUGAGUUAAGUAAGAAUAUUGAUAAGGUUCAGGAGAAAAAAUGUAAAUGCAACAUGAAAGAGGAUGACCAACGAUUAGUAGCUGUACUGGAAAAAUUAGCAAGGGAGCAAAAUGAUGCCUGUGAAUUAUGCUUACUGAAGCAAAAAAUUGCAGAUCUCUUUGAUGAAAUUGAACUAUACAGAGAAGAUAGGGAAAAACUGGAGAAUUAUAUUGAACAACUUGCCCAAGAGAAUGCAGAUUUACAGCAGGAAAACCACGAUUUGUCUUUUAAGUUAGAGCAGAGCAGGGUAGAAGAACUGAAGAUGCAAAAUGAAUCCAUGGAAACUUUGGCUUCUACUGAACGACUUGAACUACAGAUUCAGAGAUUGGAGGAACAAUUAAAGCAGCAGACACAAGAAUUCUCAGAAUCAUUGAUUUCCAUCAAAGAACUCGAAAGUCAGGUCAAAGAAAUGGAUAAAGAACUGGAAAAGCAGGCACAGGGAUUUGAAAACGAUCUGAAUACAAUGAUGCAAGCCAAAAUUGAGCAGGAACAAAGAGCCAUUCGAGCAGAAGAGGCCUUGAGGAAGACAAGGUGGAAAAAUGCUAUGACAGCAGAGAAGCUGCAAGAGGAAUUUAGAAGACUUUCAGUAGAUAUGGCAGGCAAGUUUGAUGAAAAUGAGAAGCUGAUGACUAAAGCAAUGGCAGAAGCUAAUGAACUACAUGUUCAGAACCGAAAUCUGGAAGAAAGGCUUCACAAAGCUAAUGAAGAACUUUCAUUAGUCAGGGACCAGAACAGAAUAAGAGUGGAAGAGCUAUCGACUCAACUAGAUUUGAAAACAAAACACUUAGAGCAUAUGUCAUUAGAACUAGAAGCUACAUCCCAGCAACUGAGAUGUGCACAGAAGCAUAAAGAAGAAAAACAAGAGGCUUUCUCGGUGGAAAUUCAAAUGCUCCAAGCAGAGAAAAAGACAUCGCUUGAAGAAACAGAGGUGCUAAUAGAAAGAUGGAAUCAAGAGAGAGAUGAAUUGGAGAAAAAUUAUGUUUUCGCAAAGAAGGAAGCAGAAAAGGCCCAAGAAGAAUUAUUCGUGUUGAGGUCUUUGAAUAAUGAAAAAGAGACACUGGUUGACAAACUGUCAUCAGAAGCAGAAAGCCUUAGGUCUCAGCAUGUUGAGUUAAAACAUAGCUUGUCUAAAGAAGAACUGGAGAAAGAAAACCUGCAGAAACAAUUGCUUGAAUUAAAGCAUGAGCUACACAAGACAAAAGAAGGAAGUAAGCUAAAAAACAAUAGCAGUGUAGCUGCAUUUUCAGAGGGAAAGAACUGCACUCCAAUAUAUAAUGAAAAUAGGGGGACAAGAUGUGCCGCAAUAAAUGCUGCAAAUGUCAAGGAAUCUGAAGAAAGCAAAUACAAAAGGGAGAAAAUUCAGCAUUCUGGGAUGACUGCCACUGAAAGAAUGUCUGCCAAGGAAGAAGUUAGCGUAGCACCACUUGAAAGGGAUGACAGCAACCUUACUGAAUUGUUGACUGAAAUGGAACUGCUGAGGGAAAGGAACAAAUCCAUGGAAAGUGAAUUGAAAGAUAUGCAAGAGAGAUAUUCAGAGAUAAGCCUCAAAUUUGCAGUAGUAGAAGGUGAAAGACAACAACUUGUCAUGACUGUACGCAACCUCAAGAGCGGUAAGAAGAACUAGCAUUCCUUGAGUUGUAGGAUGUUUGCUCUCGGCUCUUCCUCUAUGAACGGUUUAUCAACUGUUUGAGCUAAAUCUGCUAAAACAGCAGUCCAAAUUUCACUAAACAAUUAACCUUCAAUAAAUUGUAUUCAUCAUCACAUUCUUGCGGGAUACAUAAUGUUACUUUUUGUAUAUGAUAUUCAUACAGGAGAAUUGGUGAAGAAUUAUUAUGUGAUUUUAUA